Molecule: messenger RNA, 4089 nt
Organism: Cladophialophora immunda
Lineage: Eukaryota; Fungi; Ascomycota; Eurotiomycetes; Chaetothyriales; Herpotrichiellaceae
Exons: 2
Coding region: 1-4089 (1362 amino acids)
Source: RefSeq, a predicted model, not a curated record
AUGGGCGCUAGCAACUCAACGAUCAAUCCCGACAUCCCUUUAUUCGCCGAGCAAUUUCCAAACAUCACCAUCAGACCUCUCCAUCUGCAAACCUCUACAGUCCCAACAGAUCGAGAGUCGAGCCAGACGGCCGCUAUUUCAUCAAGCCGCAGCCAAAACGGUAUGACUUCCUUCUCACCAGGUGACAUUUCAUCCAAGGCUUCAAUCCCGCCCAAGCGUCUGCCUCCAGUGGAAAGCCGGGAGACAGUCAGAUCACAAGCUUUCCAGAUCACCAACUGGCGGGCCGUCGAUAACUCGGACGAGAUCUAUGAGUCUGUUGAGAUCGAAAACUCGGGUUGUCCUCCCUCCCCGCCGUCAGAUACCUGUACGAAUAUCAGCUUCUCUGAUCUGGACAUAAAGCCUUCAUUGGCAGAAAUCAAUGAAGCCUUGGCCAUAUACGAGGCAGCCGCUCCGUCACAUCAUGAAAAGGCUGGUUCAUUUCUUUCUCCAAUUGAUCUAGAUCCUCCACGAGCCAACCUCAAAAAGUCUCUGAAUAAACGCUCCUUGUCUUCCUCGCCAGAGCCAAGGAAGAAACGGCGUCUCGUCCCGACGAAACGGGCUAUCGAAAUUGCUAAUCAGAAAUUCGAGAAGUUCGGUGGCAUGAGCGACUACCUCCAGAGCCAACCCAUGGCACCCCGGCCCUACACUGAGACGUACAAUCAGGAAAAGUUUGGAUUCGUCAAUCCGUUCCCCCAUGGCUUCCCUCUCUCUGACGACGAAGGUUGGUUGCGUCCAGACCCUCAUCCUGGGUCAUGUCUCUACCAAGACUCUGACCAUGAAGACGAGGGAUAUUGGUCGAACGUGGUCAGUCCGGCAAAUUCUGGUGAUGGGGAAAGUCCAGAAGAACAACAAGAACGCCUUAGCAAUCUGUUAUCGAGAUUCCACGGACACAAACCGAUAACAUCUAAAUCAUCUGCAACAACAUCCAAGGCAGAAUUGGACGAAGAGGAGCAACUCAUGCAACUGGCUCGUGAAUACAUGCACAUCUAUCAAGAGGCCGGCGUCGAGCGGAGCAGACAGCUCCGAGAGAAUGCCUUGCGGCGCCGCGGACUUCUACCGACUAUUGAAAGCGGCUCGAUGUCGGAACAAAGUAAGACAGUAUCAGACACUGAGGGGGAUAACAGCUCAAGAAACGACCUGUUUUCUGACGAUGACGGUCAGUCACAGUGUAUGGAGGACCUCUUGGACAUUGCACAAGAGCAUGUCACAAAGAACUCAAAUCCCACCCAGACAGAGGUACGCGACAAAGCGAAGAUAGAUCGGCACGUAAAGAGACCCACGGCGCAAAAUCCCGCUUCGCGUGCAGCCGCUGAGCAAUUUCGGACGCAAAGCCGACAUUUGGGUGGUGACCGUAACCCCCAAAUUGAAGACAUUGGAUCACAGACCUCGCAGUCAAGAGAGAGUCAUGAUCUUGGCUCGAUAUCUGAGGAGCUGAGUCUACAAGAAAAGGAGGAGCGCUUGCGUGAGGCCCAAAAAGCUGUUUUGACUGGGCAUGCGGCUAGGGGAAGGGUGAGCAACCCUCCCCAAGACAAUAAGUUCCCCAGGGAUGACGAGAUUAACCCUAGAGCUCGACGCAAUCAUCUUCGUGAGGAAUCCAAUGAUCGCGCGAGCUACUUGGGAUCCGCCAUGGAACAGCCGAAGGCACAAGUCAGUGCUAGUGCUGAGAAUGAGGCCAACAACAGUCCAUCCACCCGGCCCCUGUCUGGUCUUGAGAUGCUCGCAGCGAAGCGAGAAGCUGCAAUCAAACAGAAUGACGGUUCGAAUUCCCUGGAUCGACCUCUUUCGGGGCUGGAGAUGCUUGCAGCUAAACGGGAAGUUGCUAGGGGACAAAUGUCAGAAUCGAACCACCUUGAUCGACCUCUUUUCGGCCUCGAGACGCUAGCAGCAAAACGCGGUGCAUCACAUACAGAGUCUCGAGACACAGAAUCUCAGCCGAGUCAGGAAAGGUUCGCACGUCUAUCAUCGUCCAUUGUGCCCGGUUCCAAUAGAGGCUUGACCCUUCCCAAAAACUUUGACCAAUUCUCAGAAGAACAGAAAGAAGUGGUUGUCCAGCACGAGAUCGCAAAGGAAAGAAAGAGAGACUUGGACGCUCUUGGGAGUGUGUUCUGGACAUUCGCACAGUUACGCUGCUUUGCAGACCGUGAAAUAACCGAGAGAACCAUGCAGAUAGAGACAAAUGAGCUUUACGACAUUGGGAAGUUUAUUGCUCUCGUGAUUGAGCAGGGAAAGCCGGGCAAGAUGCGAAGGACACGAGUACAAGACAUCCGCGACAACAUCCGAAGACGCGUGCAAAAGGCAGCAGAGAACGAAAAAGAGCCUAGCGACGUUGCGAUCAUGACCGAAAUGAGACGGACCUUCAGCCGAAAGCAUAUCGACUUUAUAAACGAUGAAACGCCCAAAGUCCAAGAGGAAAUCGACCGUUGGGGUGUGCUACGGAGUGAACGCAAAUCCAAGCGGCAUGUCGCUCGGCCGAAAGAAACCAGGAGAAAUGAAUGGCCGAAAGAGCGCACGGAAGAGAAGGGCAGGAACAAACAAGUCCGAUUUGCAGAGCACGAGACAAAGGUUGCCCAGAAGAAGCGGCCCAAGAGUAAGGCGAAGACAAUCGAGAACCGACAGUCGCAAUCCGAACUCCAAGAGAAGCUUAUCGAAAAGCUUAGGGCUCAACUGAAGCUCUUUGAGACGGCCGAACAGGAAGAAGUAGCGGAUCUCCAAAGCCGAGUUGCCGAGAUCGAAGCAGAGCUUGAGCGCGCGACUCAACACGAUGACGACGAUGAAAGUGAAGAAGACGAUGGCGCUGAAUUUGUCUUUGGAGCCGGACAGAACGCCACAUCGAUGCCGAGGACAUCCCGCGUAGCGGACAGCCAAACUUUUCAGGGAUCAAAUAUGUGGAAUGAGCAGGAUAUCGAAGAUGGGUGCCAGAGAGACACAGGCAUGCAUAUACCAGCAACUAGCCAGCAAAAGGUUGAUCCCGAACUGCUCAAGCAGAUGCGCCUUAAAAAGAGCCAGCCAACACAGAGCCAAGGUUUCGAUCCCGAGCUUUUACGACAGAUGCAGCUCAGGAAACAGCAGCAGUUGGAGGCAGCGACAGACUCUACGGUUAUUGAUCGCGCGACAGCAGGCGAGUCAGACAGUGAGUCCGAGACGAUGCAUGAGAACAAUUCUGACGAAGACGAAGAAGACGACGACGAAGAAGAAGAAGACGAAGAUCGGCAGGUUUUCAGGUACACCGUCUGGGGCGUCUUCGUAGGUGUUGAGAUUUACAAGGACGCCGACCACUACUACUUCAUGAAGACAUACAACGCCAAACAGGCGCAGAAGAAAGUCCUAGAGAUCAUCGAGGGUAUUAACGGCUAUGCCAGGUCGGAGAAAGACAUCGAACCGAGCCAAGUGAACGUGAACACGAAGCUGCACUACGAGCUGAUAGAGCAGCACCUUGUUGUUGGCGAAGAUGCCACGAUCGAGGCGCGGGUAUGGAUCGAGCGAGAUCUGGUGGACCUAAAAAAGAAAGUGUUCCGUGCUGCAAAGCGCCAGCGAGCCGUGAAACAAGCCGCGACGUUUGCGGUCCGCUGGGAAAAGACAACCACUCCAAUCAUGGACAGCGCUGUUGAAGAGAUCAAGACUGCGACCGCGACCGCGACCGCCGAAAGCGACGGGCUCGACGACCUGUUUGAAGAGUCUGCAGAGGACAUAGCCAAGGCCGCCGCCGCCGCCGCAGCCGCCGCGGCGCCGGUGACGACAUCCAUCCCACACGACGACGUGGAGCUCUUCACGACGCCGAUCCUGGCAAACCGGCACGCCAAGGACGUGUACCUCGCGUGGCACAACACUUUCCUGCCCGGCUGGCGGAACGAGGGCUACCGACGGCUCGAGGACGAGUCGAUGGAGGAGUACCUCGAGACGCUGGGGAGUUGGGGCCUGUUCGCGCGCGAAGAGAGCUUUGAGCGCGUCGAGGCCGACAAGAGCAACGGCAACGGUGCAGCGCAGAGGCGGGUCGAGGAGACGUUCAAGGUGUGGGUCAAGAAGAUCCCGGUCAAGGGGCCGGGGAAUUGA